Penicillium soppii is the source of this 2280-nucleotide messenger RNA. RefSeq lists its product as uncharacterized. The coding region runs from base 1 to 2280 and encodes 759 amino acids. The record is from RefSeq and is a predicted model, not a curated record. NCBI's taxonomy places the organism in Eukaryota, Fungi, Ascomycota, Eurotiomycetes, Eurotiales, Aspergillaceae. The transcript has 2 exons. Gene Ontology annotation, molecular function: zinc ion binding; DNA-binding transcription factor activity, RNA polymerase II-specific; DNA binding. Gene Ontology annotation, biological process: regulation of DNA-templated transcription; DNA-templated transcription.
AUGUCCUCCGUCAACGAUAACGCCUCCUCGCCGCUCCCGGUCGAUGGGGUGAGCAAGCGCAAACAAGGCGCUGCAGCUUGUGUCCACUGCCACCGGCGCAAGGUUCGCUGUGAUGCCCGUUCCGUCGGAACACCCUGCACCAAUUGUCGGGCCUCUGGAAAGUCCGACUGUCGUAUACACGAAAAGAAAAAGCGUCUUGCAGUUCGCUCUAUCCUAGAUCCCGUUCCUAUCCGAUCUCGGCCUCUCCCGCUGACGGAUCCUACCUCGAACCCCUCUCAUCCAGCAGGAACCCCAUUACCACCAAGCUUUCCAACUGCGUUCCAAAACGGCCAUGCUACGCCUGUCUCUGGGGGUCUUUCACAACAUGGCUAUCCACAAGGCACGGGAUCAGAGGGGUUUGGCCGCCAAGGCCCCGAUAUGGCGCAUGCCCACGAGGCCCACAGCGAAAUGGAACAACACCUUGUCAAGUUGAUUGACGAAGAGGAAUCCGGUAGAAGGGAAAUCCAAAGAGGCGUGCGGGCUUUCUAUGUUGGACACGAACUUUCAAAUAUGUCCUUUUUGAUCCGGCAACAACGAGACCAAGAUGAUGAUGUAUAUCAUUUUGCCAGCAACGAAAUACCAAGGCGCCAAAUGAAGACAGGCCAUGAUCAGCUUCUCAUGGAUGCUCUCACACUUCCGGAACCGCCUCUAGCGGAUGAACUGGUUCAGGCGUACUUCACCUAUGUCAAUCCGGGUUAUCCUAUUAUUGACGAGGAUCUCUUCAUGACGCAGUAUCGAAAUCGAGACCCUGCAGAUCCCCCGCCAAUCUUACUCCUUCAGGCAAUUUUGUUGGUUGGAGCGCAUGUCUCUCGCGCAAAAGUAGAGCGAGAUGCUCUCAAAGAAAUUUUCUUCCGCCGCACCAAGUAUCUGUUCGAUAAUCGCAUUGAGCGAAAUCGAGACAUUCUUGUUCAAGCUGCACUUCUUUUGACGUGGCAUUCUGAUAGCGCAGAUGAUGAUGUCGCUGCAGAUGCUCAUUUUUGGGUUGGCGCAGCGGCACGGAUUGCCACAGGUCUUGGCAUGCACCGCAACCCCGUUUCCAGCAGCUUUGUGACUCGUGAUAGGCGAAUGUGGAGACGAGUAUGGUUCAUUUUGGUCCAAUUCGAUGUGAUGGUAUCCCUGUCAUAUGGUCGACCGCAAGCAAUCAACUUGGACGAUUCUGAUGUGUCUCCCCUGACGCCUGCUGAUUUCGAGAAUUGCGGCCCUCAUGUGCAAGCAGAAUUCGUGAUCCACUUCACUGAACUUUGCACAAUGAUUUCCUACCUCAUUCGCGACCGAUUUGGGCUUCGAACCACCGAGGAGCGACGAAAGGCCGUUCUUCAAGAAGCGGAUGGAUCACUGGCAACCUGGUCUUUGAAGCUUCCCGAUAAUCUUCGCCUUCGAGCAUCUGAUAUGGAUCCCUGGUCUGCCAUGCUCCAUUUGACCUACAACAACUUCCUCAUUCUGUUGCAUCGGCCGCAUCCCAGGGCCUCGGCUUAUUCCGAUGACUACGGUCCCCAUGACGCAGAAAUUUGCAGUGCAGCCGCUGGUGUCAUAGCGUCCAUUUUUGAAGAGCUCAGGAUGAAUGACCGCUUAAAAUUCCUCUGGUACACUGGUGUUCAUACACUCUUCACGGCUAUGAUUCAAGUUCGGGUAGAACUUCGAUUCUCAAAUCCUGUUCUUGCGAUCAACGCCUUACGACGAUUCGACUCCGCUUCUUACUCGCUGCGCGAGUUGGCCCAGUACUGGGUUCAUGCGGGCACGAUCUUGCGACUCUUCGAGGACUCCAAGCGCUUGCAAGAGGAUCUUCGAAUGGCAACCACAGAACGGCCCAAGCCGUUCGGCGACGCUCAACAUUCACACAAAAUGCCUGUUGCUUCUCCCGUCUCAUCAAUCACCAUGCAGACUCCUCGGGCAAUGUCUUUCGGUGUCCCCACCCCCGAGUCUACCACAUCCCUACAGCAGACUACUCUCUCGCCACAACCAAAUGCUCCGCAAUUCACCAACUGGAUUGCCCCUCUCCGGCUCAACGUCGGCCCAAUGGAAAGAAACGAUCCUUUCUCGAGCAGUAUGCAAGUGGAUUCCAUCGAGCCAGCUCGAGAUUAUCCAGACUGGCGGCAACUGUUCUCCUUUGGAGAUGUAGACCUGCCUCCUCCCGUCGGAGUUGAGGGUCUGCCCGAGCUUGAAGACGAGUGGCGGCAGAUAUACUGGCAGGAUGCUCCGAUGGCAGAUCUCAUCCAUGAUGGAGGAUGGAUUCACGGCUAG